GCCCGCCCGCCCGAGACAUGGUCCUGCUGGCCGCGGCGAUGCUGUUGCUGGCUUCAGUGGCUGCUGAGGAUGAGCGGAUCAUCGGGGGACAGUCCUGUGGCCGGCACCAGCAGGCCUACCAGGUGGCCCUGAUGGGCUCCCCCAACACCGUGCGCUGCGGGGGGGUGUUGAUCAACCCCGGCUGGGUGCUGACGGCUGCCCACUGCGAAACCCCGAGCCCCAUCUCCAUUCGCCUGGGGGAGUACAGCCUGAGGACCAGCGAGGGGACGGAGCAGUGCAUCAAAUCAACCCAGUCCUUCCCUCACCCCAACUACAACCUCACCUCGCACGACUACGACAUCAUGCUGCUGAAGCUGCAGAACACCGCCAACCUCAACAACUACGUCAAAACCAUCGGCCUGCCUGACAGAUGUCCUGAACCCAACACGGAAUGCCUGGUGUCCGGAUGGGGCACGACCCAGACCCCUAAAGUGCAGUACCCCAACAUUCUGCAAUGUGGGAAAGUCUACAUCCAGCCCAACGCGGACUGCGAUAAAUCUUACCCCGACGCCGUUACCGAAAACAUGCUGUGUGCUGGUGUGAAGGAAGGAGGCGUGGAUUCAUGCCAGGGUGACUCCGGCGGCCCGCUGGUCUGCAACGGGAAACUCCAGGGCAUCGUCUCGUGGGGAUCACAGGUUUGCGCGCCGAAAGGCAAGCCAGGCGUCUACACCAAAGUCUGCAGAUUCACCGGUUGGAUCCGGGGCAUUAUAAGGGAGAACUCCAGCAACCGAGCCUCCAUCACCUGCUAGAAGCAAGCCACAGCUGCCACUGCCCCUUCCCCAGGGAACUGAGAUUCCUGUAAUAAACAGUGUGAAACACACCCGUGGCUCAUUGCCUCCUUUGCACCAGGACCGGAUCUACCAGCCUCUGUCACUUUCUUGUCAGCAUCUGCUCUCUUCCUCCAUCUGAGACAUAGCCCCUCUUUCCCCUCCCCAUAGGAAGUCUUGCUGUCGAUGCACCCAUGCGGGAGGUUGACAGUAGGGCUCGAACCCACGACCUCUACAUCUAAAAUCCUGGGCUGCUGCUGCCUGAGCUAAAAGAACCAGCUCUGUUAGAAGGCUUAUCAACUUCUAGACCGGGGUAGGCAACCUUUCAGAAGGGGUGUGCCGAGUCUUCAUUUAUUCACUCUAAUUUGAGGU
Messenger RNA from Chrysemys picta bellii (western painted turtle), 1178 nucleotides. RefSeq names its product trypsin-like. Gene Ontology annotation, biological process: proteolysis. The record is from RefSeq and is a predicted model, not a curated record. NCBI's taxonomy places the organism in Eukaryota, Metazoa, Chordata, Testudines, Emydidae. Gene Ontology annotation, molecular function: serine-type endopeptidase activity.